AUAGAGCCCGGUGCUGACAUACAUUUAUAAAUACACUGCAAGAUUGCCAACCUCCAAGUGGGGUCAGGCGAUCAGGCGUUGCAACUGAUCUCCAGACUAGAGAGAUCAGUUACCUGGAGAAAAUGGCAGCUUUUGUGGGUGGAUUGUAUAUCUCACUGAGCUCCAUCCCCUCCCUCUCCAGGCUCCACGCUCAAAAUGUCCAGGAAUUUCUCAACCCAGCGUUGGGAACCUUAAUAUAUAGUGACAGACUUGUUGCCAGUUUAAGAAAUAAGAAACUCCUGAGAUGACCUCGCAGCACCAGCUGGCUUCUGGCACAGGAACACCCACCUUGUAUUUCGUGCCAAGCAUUCGUUCCCUGUAUGUAGUUAAAGGAGGAGAAGGAGAAGAAGGUAGUUCUGAAUGCCAGGAAGGAGCCAUGGCAGCUGUGUUCCUCCCAGGAAACCUUCAAGAUGAAGCCACUUGCUCCGUUUGCCUGGAAUAUUUCAAAGACCCCGUGUCCAUCGAGUGUGGGCACAACUUCUGCCGUGCCUGUAUCGCUAAAAGUUGGAAGAGCCUGGAUGGAGAUUUCCCCUGUCCUCAGUGCAGGGAGGUUACCCAGUACAAGAACUUCAGACCCAACCGACAGCUGGCCAACAUGGCCGAGAUCAUCAGCCAGUUUAUCUUGCGUGGCGUGAAGGGCCUUGAAGAGGAUGGAAUGUGUGAGAAGCACAAGGAGGCUCUUAAACUAUACUGCAAGGAUGACCGGAAAACAAUCUGUGUGGUGUGUGACCGGUCUCGGGAACACCGGCCUCAUGCUGUGGUGCCUGUAGAAGAAGCUUCCCAGGAGUACAAGGAACAAAUCCAGACCCGUUUGGAUUUUUUGAAAAAGGAGAGACAAGAGCUUCUGGAAUUCAAAACACAGGAUGACAAGAAAAGCCAAGAUCUUUUGAAAACAAUAGAGAUCGAGAGGCAGAAGGUGAUCUCUGAGUUCGAAGGGCUGCGGCAGUUUCUGUAUGAGCAGGAGCAGCUCCUUCUGGGACAGCUGGACAAGAUGGAGAAGGGCAUCACCAGGAGGCAGAACGAGAACAUCACGGAGCUCUCCAAGGAGAUCUCCCUCCUCAACAAGCUAAUUACCGACUUGGAGGAGAAGCUCCAAGAGCCAGUGCUUGAAUUCCUCAAGGAUGUGACGGGUGCCCUUGUCAGAAGUGAUGAUCUUAAGUGUCAGCUGCCCAUCGCUGUUUCUUCUGACAUGAAAGGCCACAUCUCCAAUUUCUCUCUGAAGACUGUGGUCCUGAAGGGAGCGUUGAAGAAAUUCAAAGACAAUCUGCGGGAUGAACUGGGGAAAGGUGAGAAAGAGGACCUGCUGCUGGACCCAGAGACAGCCAACCACCUUCUCAUCCUUUCGGCUGACCUCAAGAGUGUGAGGAUGGGGUGUCGGAAGCAAGACUUGCCUGACAACCCCAAACGCUUUGACACCAACUCCCGUGUCCUGGCUACGGAGGGAUUCAAGACAGGGAGGCAUUACUGGGAGGUGGAGAUGGGGUCUUCGGAUGGCUGGGCCUUUGGAGUGGCCAAGGCAUCGGUGCGAAGGAAAGGAUUGACUCAGUUUUGUCCCGAAGAGGGAAUCUGGGCGUUGCAGCAAAAUAGUGGCCGGUACUGGGCUGUCACUACCCCUCAGCGGACCCCAAUUUUCCUGCCCGAGAGGCUCAACAAAGUUAGAGUCUACUUAGACUAUGAGGGAGAAGAGGUGUCUUUCUACAAUGCUGAGAACAUGCAACACAUAUUUACGUUCAACGUCCCUUUCACUGAGAGAGUAUUUCCUCUCUUUUCAGUGUGCUCUACUAUGACUUACAUUAAACUCUGUUCCUGAAUUCAAGGUGAUGUUUUGCUGAAAUACUGCGGCUAUGCUCACACACUGUAAAUUAAGGCUUGCUUUUCAGGCCCAGACCUUACUGACCACAACAGAAGGCCUAUUUGCAUGCCAAAGGGACACGGCAGUGUCUUACACGUUUGAAAACAUUGGGCAGGUGGUCUGUCCACUGUGGCGAGUUAGUAAUAGGUGUCAGCUGCCCCGCUUUGUAAAAUGGCAUUUCCUAGCAGAUGUCAUAUCCUGUGCAAGGCGAUGAGUGACACAAGUGAUUUACCUUGGGCACCCAGAGAGUCAUGUGACUAGGCCCUGCUCUGUCUAGUCAUAAAUCUGUGACCUGCUAUUCUCUCCAUCACCAGCCCUUCACACGUAUUGUGGGUUGAUCUGUAUUCACACAGCAGAAUGAAGCGGCAGAAUUCUGAGGGUCAAGAGUGGGUAAUAGCAUUCCUGGUGAGGGUCUUUUAAUGAUUCCCUAUGUAUAAAUCAACACUCUUUCUAAAGGAGUGUUUUACCCUGCCCUUCUGCCAAGAUGCUCAGGAGGCAGCGGAAAGGAAAGCCUUGGCCUCCAGAACAACUGGUUGGUUGUUAUGUGAAAAAGGAGGCUAGACUGGAUGGGUUGAUCAAGCAGGGCUGUUUUGUUGUUAUGGACGAGAGGGCUGAACUUCUGGUCCAUUUCUCCUCUAACAUCAAGAAGAUUAUGGUGAUGAACAAAACUGGCAUGUAUAUGGUCAACAUCAUAAAAUGUAACAGUGAAAGUAUUAAAGGCAGAUGCUUUGCUGAGUGUAUUUAGGAGUCCCAGAAAAAGUGAAAUGUUCUUGCCAAGGCCAUAGUCACAAAAACAGCCUUUUAUUAAGGGAUUCAGAAUAUCAGUUGGUAGCUUUGAGGAGAGUCACUUGGUUGUCUGCUUACCAUCACAUGACAUUUUUCAAAUUUGAAUGUUAAUUUUAUACUCCAGUUGUUAUAAUUCCAGUACCUUGUUUUCUCGGGGUCAUCAGGAUAUCUACACUACAGUUUUAGAUUGAUUUAAGACAUUUCCUCCUCCCUAUGUUGUAUAUGUUUGCUAAGUGGUUUAUAGAUCUCCCGGAGAUUCAUACCACCCUCAUCAGACUCAAAUUCGAAGGCUUUUUUGAUGGGGCUGGAGGGAAUGACAGUCAAAUAGUUAAAGCAGAUAUCAGUUUGUAGUGUAGCAUCUUUUGUCGUUCCACUUCCUAAAGAAGAGGAGUCUGUUUUCAGUCAUUAAUGGCUUGGAUCCCAAGGUGUCAUUCCACUUGUGCAUCUCCCAUUCCCCAAGAAUUUUUUUUUUAAAAAAACACUGCAAACAAUGACUUAUAUCCUGAAAUAAAUUUGCACUUGUGCAACUGAUAAUGCUAGUGGACUCCAUCUAUGAACCAACUAUCAAUUAUGUUGUACUGUUUGCACUUGCACAAGGAAUACCACUCAUGCAAGCACUUGGUGAACAUUGGAGUCUGAAUGGAACAACAGUGGAUCCAAGCCACUGUUUAUGGUGGUUGGUGCAAGCAUGAUUUGUACAUUUCAUAUGCCUUUCAGUAUCCAGUAUCCAUUAUCUGAAGUUUUACAAUGCAGUUGCAUGAUGGCCUUUUGAAACUUGGUGAUUGAUGAAAAGCCUUUGCAGACAAAACCAAAGACAUUACCUGAUUUUGUGUUUGUGUGUGCCUUCCUUGAUACUGUUGCAAGCAUGUUCUUUCUCUAAUUUUGGUGCUAUCAGAUUGUUCUUGAGCUCGUUUGCUUAGUCUGAGCAAGGGCAGUUAGAUUAUUUGGUGGGCAGAGUUGCUAAGGGGUUGAACGAGAGAGUGAUGAUUUUGGGGAGCACUGGUGUAUCUGUGAAUCCAGAAAUUCCUUCCUGUGUGCUUGUUCUUGUGUCCCUAUAUGCUCAACUUGUAUAUUUGUAAAUAAAACUUAUU
Eublepharis macularius is the source of this 3768-nucleotide messenger RNA. Its product is annotated as E3 ubiquitin-protein ligase TRIM7-like. The record is from RefSeq and is a predicted model, not a curated record. The transcript is spliced from 8 exons. NCBI's taxonomy places the organism in Eukaryota, Metazoa, Chordata, Lepidosauria, Squamata, Eublepharidae. Gene Ontology annotation, molecular function: zinc ion binding; protein binding. Bases 284 to 1849 code for a protein of 521 amino acids.